ACUCAUGCAGGAUGUCACGGCGAGUGGGACAACGUUUCAUGUUGGCCGAGCGCCGCGGUCGGCGAUGUGCUGACCUUACACUGUCCCACCCCCUUCCUGCUGCUUUUUCACAAGAACGGCAACCUCAGCAGGAACUGUACAGAGAGUGGCUGGUCCACCGUCUAUCCCGACUACAUCAUCACCUGCACAAGCACCUUAGAGACCCCAGAGACAACCAAAAGGCUGGUCUUCUACAAGGCGGUGCAGAUUCUGUCCAAUCUGGGCCACAGCCUGUCAAUCAUCACUCUGCUAACCAGCACCAUCAUCAUCUGUUUGUUCAGGAGACUCCACUGCAUGAGGAACUACAUCCAUCUGAACUUGUUCGUGUCGUUCAUCCUGCGCGCCGUCGCAGUGCUCGUCAAAGACACCCUGCUCUUCUCGUAUGGUGAAACCACAGACUGCAGCCAACAGCCCUCGCUGGUGGGCUGUAAGGCCAGCCUGAUCUUCUUCCAGUACUUCAUCUUAGCUAACUUCUUCUGGCUGCUGGUUGAAGGUCUUUACCUUCACACGCUGCUGCUCGUCCUCCCCACCUACUCCUUCCGCCUCUCCAUCUACAUGCUCAUCGGCUGGGGAAUCCCUCUUGUGUUCAUCGUGGCAUGGAUCAUUUGUAGGAUAUACAUGGAGGACAUGGGGUGUUGGGAGAUGAACAACACCCCCAUACCAAACAGAGUGAUCAACUGGCCCAUCAUGGCAUCUAUCAUUAUCAAUUUCAUCCUGUUCAUCAGCAUCAUCCGCAUCCUGGUGCAGAAACUGCGCAGCUGUGAUGUGGGCGGAAACGAUCAAUGCCAAUACAAGCGCCUGGCUAAGUCCACACUCCUGCUGAUCCCUCUGUUUGGGGUGUAUUACGUGGUGUUUUUCUACCUGAUGGAACCGGAAAAUGAAAACGUGAAGCAAGUGAAGAUCUUCUUCGACCUCGGCCUCGGAUCAUUCCAGGGUCUAAUUGUAGCGGUUCUCUACUGUUUCCUCAAUAGCGAGGUUCAGAGUGAGCUGAGGAGGACAUGGAAGUGUUUUUCUGUAAAGCGCUGCGUGGGACAGGACUUCAGGCUCCACAGCGUGAACCAAAAUGGUACAGAAAGCUCGACCCAGUGUUCUAGAAACUCCCGAGCCCAGUCCAUCCUGCAGACUGAGAUCACCGGGCUGUGAUCUGCGACACAAACAGCCUGUUUUGUUAAAGACUUUGAGAACGGGCGCUCGUGUUCGGUCAGUGUGGAGGAAUUAUACUUAACCUCGCUUUUAUAGACAUAUCGCCUGAUGCUGCAGGGACUGAACUUGUGGCUUGCAAACGUUUUUGAGGUGAAAGACUUCAUAUUGGACCGUCAAACCUCCCGGAGAUAUAUAUAUAUAUUUUUCCACAUCGGCGUGAGAUUUCACAAUGAUCUUUAACAUUUUUAAACACAUAACGGAUGAAACAGUGCCUCCUAUAAUGUUUCCAGAACAACAAAUUCAUUUUUAUAAUUAUUCUCCACAUCCAAAGAAUGACUAACUGACUUGAAAAAAUAGUUUUCAAAUAGUUAAUGCACAAAUUAAGACUUACAUAAAAAUGCUAAAUCCAUAUUGGAGAAAGAAACCAUACAGUUUAUAUACCUGAAGGUAGAUGUAUACAGAAAUAUUCAUAUUUUAUGUUUAGUUUUAUAGGGCUGAUCUAGUUCUUCCUUUCAUAUAAGCUUUUCUUUUUUUAACUGAUAUGCAGAGUAUGUUUGGUUAAUAAGGUUCAUCCAUACCUGCUGAUUAGUGCUAAGUAAAAAAAGAAUCCACCUCAUAAUAAAAAAGCCGUACCUAUAUUUACAUGGCUGAGUUAUCUACAGUUGUACAGUUGAUAUGAAGGAAGAAAUUAAUUAUAGAGACCAAACGUGUUGUUCAUAUCAGGCUGUAAACAUGCUUAUAUGUGCCGUGAAGUUGGGCAUUUUAGCAUGGCAGGCUAUGGGGAUGUGGAGCCAGCCUCACGUGGCCAGUAGAGGAACUGCAGUUUUUGGCGCAGUUUUUCAGCUCUGUUGGUUGCUACUGUGAUGUGGUAGAUGUUGCAAAUUAUGUUGCAAAUAUGCUUAUAGGUAAGCAUAUUUAUUCCUGCUUUUCAGUUCGGUCAUCUCACAGGCUGUUCAGAUCAUUAAUAUUGUAAGUUAAGACUCACUGUCCAAGAAAAGAUUCAGGAAAUAUGCAAGGGAAAGUUUUUGUUUAAAAAUCAAUUUAUGUUUUUUUUUUUAACGAAAACAAAGCUGAAAAAAUAAAAAAUAAAACCAAAUAACGGCAGCUCAAAUCCCCGACCUCUCACUUUGAAGCCCCACUGAGCUAAUUGAUUCAGACACUGAGCUGAUUAUUGACAUGGGGAAGCAGAGACCACUACUGUAUGUGGAAACAAUGUCAACAUCUGUCUGUUUUUGGUGCAGAUGGGCUACUGCAACAGAAGAAGACCAUACCCGAUGGCUCUCCUGUCAGCUAAGAGCAGGAAACUGAGGCUAUAUUUCACACGGGUUCACCAAACGUGGACAACAGAAGAUUGGAAAAAUGUUGCCUGAUCUGAUGAGUCUCGAUUUCUGCUGCCACGUUUGGAUGGUAGGGACAAAAUUUGGUAUAAACAUGAAAGGAUGGAUCCAUCCAUUCUUAGAUCGGUUCAGGCUGGUGAGCACAUCCCUUCGUGACCACGGUGUACCCAUUUUCUGAUCGCUGCUUCCAGCAGGAUCAUCUCAACCUGGAUUCUUGAACAUGACAAUGAUGUCACUGCACUCAAAUCGGCUCCACAGUCACCAGAUAUCAAUCCAGUAGAGAACCUUAGGGAUGUAGUGGAACAGGAAAUUGGUAGUGGAUGUGAAGCCCACAAAACUGGAGUGACUAUGUGAUGCUAUCAUGUUAAUAUGAUCCUAAACCUUAAAAGAAAGAACAGGAGGUUCAAUCAGGUACUAAGAAGGGGUUAUUAUUAGUGUUAGGAGCAGGGUAAGUUACCACAGUGAUGUAGCCACGUAAACAGAGAUCCACCUUCACCUCCAGACUUUAAGCUCAACAUACUGCAGCCUUCUGAUCUAUUACUGUAAUUUCACUUUGCAGUGCACCCCUCUGUUUUGACUGGCAAGAUAUCAUUGGUGUUUCCUGGGUAACUGUAGCUCUUGUCACUCUUCAUUUUUUCAUGUUUUGAAUGCAUUUGAUAACAAUGUGUGUUUAAGUUGGUACCAAAUUCAGGGCUCAACAAAAACGGCUGUCUGAACAGCACGUUAUCGUCAGUAAUUUCACUAUGAUCCUCUUGAAGUUCAGUUUUUUCCUGAAAGUCUAUCAUGGAUCAUUGUUGUUUUACAUUUAAUUUAAUAAGGCCUACCACACCUGUUAAAUGUAUUGUUUUUUCAGUAACUCCAUUUACUUUCCCUUAUCACGUCAGCAGGGAAUGAACGUGAUAGCAUUCAAUUUGAGAUAAAAUUAGAAUACAGAUGCUUCACUUUAAGGGUGAUCAGUGUUUCCCACACACAGAAUGUUCUCAUCCAAACGAACUCACCGUAACAGAGUUUUAUCAGCGCCUUGAGGCGACAGUUUGGAUUUGGCACUAUACAAAUAAAAUGGAUUUGAUUUGAAUUAAAGCCAAAAACCAUGCUUGCCUUGUACAUAGACUGUUUUGUAUUAUUUUUCUUUCUUUUUUAUACAGUGGAGAGUAUAUCGCUGGCUGAUUGUAAAAUGUAGAGAAAGACAUCGUUGUUAAAUUUGUAAGCUUUUGAUCACAACUGUAAACCUGUGAUUCCAUAUGUUUAAUCCAUAAAAGCUUUUUUUAUCGUGGAAAUGAAGCUCUGUUUGUUCAAUCACACAAACUGAAUCCUUUUAAAUGUUUUUUCUUCCAUAUUUGCAGAUAUUUUCUCAUCUUAUGUUUAUGUUUCUGUGAAGUAGCAUAACAUAAGCAGCAUGAAAGGUGAUAGUAAGACAGCAUCUGCAGACAGUUCAAGUUUCUUUUAAGUGUCCUCUAUUUUCUGGCGUCGCCUUUCAACAAUUAUCUCACAAAAACAUCUGAAGCUGUGAGGCAAAAUCUCACCUGCUUUAUAUAAAUUCCACUCACACCUGGAUCUCAUUAACCUCUACCAUUGGGAAAACAGGGUAGACUAAAUAACACAGUCUAGACAAAGAAACAGGAAUAAAAUCAUUUUUCCACUUAACAAACUCAUUCACCCAACUAAACAGUUUGAAAAGUCACUCUUCACCUAAUCUGACUCAUGAGGUUAUUUUAAAUGAAAUAAACAAUUUUACACAAAAGAAACACCCCUUCAUUUGGUUACACCCAAUUGACAUGCUCAGUGACAUCAUAUCCUAUAAAAUCAGGAAGUACUGGGGCGGCCCUUCCCACAUACCUGUUUUACACAUAGGACCUGCUCAAAGGAACACACAAUGCUAAGUAUAACCAAACUACAUAAACAAAUGAAAGAUUCAAAUCAAUUAAUGAUGAAGUGACAUUUAGCUUUAAGUACAUUUGCACAGAUGACAUAAAUAUAACCAAUGCUACCACAAACAGACCCGGGAUAGUAUGUAGAGCCAAGGUUACAUGUGCUGUGUUUACAUUAAAGCAUUAUGACAGACUAUAGGAUAACAGAACACAGAAUAACAAUAUACGCAAGUGGCAAAUGAAUUCUGUCCUAGCCACUUUGUCACAGUUUCCAGCGGGCACAGUUAAAGGCAUCAGUUCGCAUCAGACCUGUGAGGUCAAAGGUCAGAGGUCAGUGAGGGUAUAUUGCUUCACUAGUUAACAGAAAAAAACCAACCUGUGUUAUUGUUGCCGCUCUUUACUUUUCCUGUAUUUACUUUAGAUUGUGACGCAUUUGAGCAGAAUGGAGUUACACAAUUAUGAGCUGGACAGAGUCAAAGAAAGCGAAACUGAUAACUGGGAAAUGUGACUGGUAGGUUCAGAUGUCUCAUGAAAGCCUUAAAAAAUACAGCUCCAAAAAAAGAAAGAAAAGAAGGAACACUCAAUUAUUAUGGCAUAACCAAAGUCAGUUAAACCUCAGGGAUAUCAGUCUGUUCACUUAGGAAACCAGUUCAGCUGCUUUGGUGAAAGUGAAAGUAACAACAGAUGCAACAGGACAACAGCCAAACCCCCCAAAAAGAAAAUGAUUUAGGAGGCAGUGACCACAGACUAUUGCUCCCUCCUCAUCCCUCCAGACUGAUACGUCUCUAGUUUUCCUUUUUUGCUACUGUUGUUAGUAUUAGUAACAGGAGACGCUAGCUACAGCUCAUUGACAUUGCACAGACAGUCCAGCUUGUCCAGGAUGUCACAGUCUCAAGAGUGUGGAGGACAUACCAGGAUGUGGGCUUUAGCAUGGCUGUUGAAGGGCAUCGCCCACCACCAUCAUCGGUCUCUGCAUCUUUGUGCAGAAGGAAUGGAAGAUAGAGUAAAAACACAAUAUGCUUUUUUUUAUUCUUGAUUUUGUGCCAAGUCAUCAAAUAAAUCUUAAUUACGAAAAAUGAUAACAGCUCAGCCCUGCCUAACUUUGAACCUGUGUCAUGUACGAUACAUAUCACAGAUCCUCACAUGUGAGGACCCUCACUGAUAUGCUCUGCAGUUACUACGCAGCCCUGCCUAACGUUAUCCUCACCAAAGUCUCAACCUGAACCUUUAAACAGCUGUUUGGGGACUGCUGGGUGAAACAGGGGGAAUGUGCUCACUCUACUGGGCUAAAACUUAAUUUAAGAUACAAGGAUGAAAGGAGCCCCUUCGCUUCACAUGAUCUUUUCUUUUUGUUCCCCUGAGAAACUCCCAUCUGCUUUUCCAUCUGUGCUGCCCGCCCUCUUUUCAUCCUCCAGUCACUGUUCCUCUCAUCUUACCUGCAGUCAAGCUGAAGACGUGAACCUCGAAUCAGUUAUGUGGUGAUACAGACACAUACACAAACUAGGACAUGAGUAAAGUUUAACUUAGGAUUUCCUAAUUCCUCAGCUCUAAAAUGUUUUUUAAUUAGAUUUUAAAGGAAAUAAGAAAUGUUUAAGGGGUUUAAAUCAAAAGGCAUCCACCUUGGAGCUCAAGUUGCUAACAUGAGCACAGAGAGACAAUGAUGCUGGUAACUAUUGGAAGUUCAAUUGACAAUAUAAAACCCAAAGAUAUACAAGGGAUAGAAGAAUCUAAACAUAAUUUGGGAAGAAAAAUAAUUUAAAAAGUAAUACUAAACAAUCUUUCCGAAAACAGUUAUGCAAACAAUAAAUCUGCAAGCCGAAUAGUUGCUGAGGAAUAAUUUGAGCAAUUGUUUAAACUCGUGUUUAUGUGAGCUGCCGUCCCCUGGUGGUCACUGAAGGUACUUCAGGUGCAAGAUGUUAUUUGUAGAUUUUAAAAAAAAGAA
Molecule: messenger RNA, 6329 nt
Organism: Haplochromis burtoni (Burton's mouthbrooder)
Lineage: Eukaryota; Metazoa; Chordata; Actinopteri; Cichliformes; Cichlidae
Product: vasoactive intestinal polypeptide receptor 2
Exons: 12
Biological process (GO): cell surface receptor signaling pathway; adenylate cyclase-modulating G protein-coupled receptor signaling pathway
Cellular component (GO): plasma membrane
Molecular function (GO): vasoactive intestinal polypeptide receptor activity; G protein-coupled peptide receptor activity; peptide hormone binding
Source: RefSeq, a predicted model, not a curated record